Molecule: messenger RNA, 2603 nt
Organism: Leopardus geoffroyi (Geoffroy's cat)
Lineage: Eukaryota; Metazoa; Chordata; Mammalia; Carnivora; Felidae
Gene: TMEM187
Product: transmembrane protein 187
Exons: 2
Coding region: 1540-2340 (266 amino acids)
Cellular component (GO): transport vesicle
Source: RefSeq, a predicted model, not a curated record
CGGCAUCGCCCCCAUGUGCCAAAUCUUGCAGGAGGCCGGCGGGUGGCUGCACGGUCAUCUGCACUGGCAGAGACUCAGGCUGUAGUGCAGGGGCCCUGAGCUGGUGUCUGUGAGCUUGAGGCAACCACAGAGGAUUUUUCCACUUUCUCUCAGCUUUAUUUCAUUUUUAUUUUCCCCAACCCCGAGUUGAAAUUUGGCGUUUCCCGCAACUACGAAUAUAGGCCACAGAGCACACACAGAGUGUUAGCCUGGUGGCUUUGUCACCAAUGGAAGUGACACCAUUUCAGAUCACUUAGCUUUUGUUGUAGUCAUCUUGAAAUGAACUCAAGUACAAGACCUGCCCGUACGUCCUGUCAUUUAACUUACCAGUAAAGAAGCACAUAUAUUACCAUAUCACACAUUUUCCAAAAUAUUUUCAUACCAUCUCUCGACCCGUUAAGUUUAUGGUGUAACUCUGUUUCUAUGUAUUUGGAAGCAUUUGUUUGGGAAAGGCCACAGAGACCUGUGGUGGCCAGAGGACAAGAGCCCUGGCCUGUAUAUGGGUGUGCCGCCAAUUGCCCUACAUGACCUUGGGUAUUCACCUCCCCUCUAUGGCCCCGAGUCCCUCCCCGUAAAAUAAGGAAGGUGAGCUGCUGGUUUCCAAAGACCUUGACUGAAUUCAGCAGUUCUCUCCCUGGAGUUCAGGAGUCACUGGAGUUGUUCGAGGCUUCUUGGGUAUCCUGGUGUCCCAGAGUGACCUCACCUGCAAGGGAUGUCCCACAUUACAGCCCUCAAGCUGGCACCCCCUUAUCUGCAGAAAGGCAGCAAGGGUGGUCGGGACAGUCAGGGACACAACAAGCAGUGGUCAUAAAUGCCACAGGGAAGAAGCCAGCACUGUGACAGGUGACAGUGGCUCCUGCAUAAAUGCAUAUAGCCGCGGGAAGCAGGGGAGAGUGAGGAACAUGUGUUAACCCCUUAGCCAGGAUAUCGUCCUGCUUUGCAGAACUUCUCCAAAAGACUCCACAACUGUGGGCCAGUGCCUUUGGCCUUUGUGUGCCAGGUGCUGGGGGAAUCUGUAAAGAACUUUGAGGGUCAUGUCACAAGGGUCAUGGCAGGAGCCAUGGUGUAUGGAGGAGCUAGGCCAUAAAGUACCCAGCCUGGUCUCCUUGGUGGACUUGGGAAAUUGGUUGGAUGACAUGUCACUUUCAGCUUGCACAAGGGCUCGGGUGGACUCUGCCCAGCAGCCAGAGAGAGGAGUCACUCUCCACGCCCUUCCUGGACCUUCUCUAUCAAGCUGACAGUGUUUUGCUCCUGUCCCCGCCUCUUACCCGUGCUUGCUGGCAGACGGGAGGGUCAGGCUAGCGCAGGUCCCAAAGGCCUGGCACUUCAUGCCACAGAGCCGGGCCCCGGAUAGGUGCAGAGGAAAAAGGCAGAACGCCCUUCCACUUCUGCUCCCCAGUCGGCGGAGCCACGGCUGGCCCAGCGAGGGGGGCCGGGGCGCGUUGCUUGGCGGAAGCCGAGUGUGUGAGUUCCGACCUGCCGGUCACGCCUGCGGUUCCCAUGCAGCCCGAGUCCACGCGGGCGCUGUGCCACGUGGCUGUGGCCAGCUGCUUCUGCCUGGCCGUCGUCUACGCGGGGGUUUUCGACGGCGUCUCCAUUCAAGUGGGCUACGAACACUACGCUGAAGCCCCGGUCGCCGGCCUCCCCGUCUUCCUGGCCAUGCCCUUCAACUCACUCGUUAACGUGGCCUACGUGCUCCUGGGGGUGUACUGGCUGCGGAGGAAGGCGGUUCCCUUGGGGCACCCCGUGCACGCGCGGAGGGCUCGCUACCUGAAGGACGUGUUCGCCGCCAUGGCCCUGGUGUACGGCCCGGUGCAGUGGCUGCGGGUCGCCACGCAGACGCACCGCGCCGCCGUGCUGGACCAGUGGCUCACGUUGCCCAUCUUCGCGUGGCCCGCGGCCUGGUGCCUCUCCCUGGACAGGGGCUGGAGGCCCGGCCUGUUCCUGGCCAUCGAGGGCCUCUCCCUCGGCAGUUACGGCCUCGCCUGGCUGCACCCCUGCGGCUUUGAGGCCGCGCUGGCCGCACACAUCGCGGCGGCCGUGGGCCGGGCCCUGCACGCUCACGGGCGCCACGGCGGCGCCUCCUCGGGAAGGCACUUGGCGCUGGGCGUGCUGUCCUGCGCGGGCUUCGUGGGCCUCAAGCUGUGUGACCACCAGCUCGCUCGGUGGCGUCUCUUCCAGCGGCUCACGGGCCACUUCUGGUCCAAAGUGUGUGAUGUGCUCCAGUUCCACUGCGCCUUCUUGUUUCUGACCGGUUUAAACACCGGCCGGAGACUUCCUCCGGGUGGGAAGGCGCGUUAAAGCGCGGAGAGAAGCCGCUUCCAGCCACCGAUCGCCGCCGUGUCGCCGGUGUGACAGAUGCGAGGGCUCCGCGGAGGGCCGUCCCUUCCUCCGAAGCCACGGGCUUCGGUACUUAGGGGUGAGAUGUUAUGCUGUGUGCCACUUACUUUCAAAGAGAGAGAGCAGAUAGCUAAGUGCAGGGGGUUCAGGGCCUCAUCGUCCUGCUCUUGUAACUCUUCUGUACUUUGAAAUGCUUUCCAAAUAAAACGUGGGGGUAAAACGAG